AUCUCUCUCCAGGUACUCCGCCGUGUGAAACAAAAAGUAAAAACCAUCCCGGCGACUCAUGAUAUCAAUGAUCAUGAUUCGUCAAUACGAUAACGACCCAAAAGAUUGAAAAUUUUGAUUCAAAUUCAUCAUAAUGUUGGAUUCAUCAUCAAACAGAAGGAUCUUCCCGCAAGGAAGAUACAUGAUGUUUGCUUUCGUUUUCAUCACCUUCUUCGUCCUCAUUUCGGUGCUUUCCAUCUUCAUUAUUCCUGUAAGCAGUUACAAUUUCAUUCAAUACAAUCAAUCUCAAGUUUCUGCACUCAUUUCACGUUUGCUCUCCAAUUCCACCGUCAGUUCCCCACAAUUUGCCCGGAAAUUUGAUGGGUUUUCCAGGAGAGAUUCUUGGUUUUCGUCGAAUCAUAAUUUUAGCUCCGGGAAAACAAUGGCGAAACCAUCUAGUAAUGAUCAGAUUCCCAAAAGAACAAAUGGGGUUUCAGUGGAAGCUCCUUCUCCAAACGGGUUGUCAUUUAAUCAUGAUUUUAGCUCUUGGAAAAGUAGAAUUAUGCCACCAGAUGAUGCUAGGGUUUCCGAGAACCCAAAUGGGUAUCUGAGGAAAGUAAAAUCCCCUCAAGGGUCUGUAACAAAUAGUCAUAACCAAUCUAAUCUAAUUGGAAAGCUAGAAUCAUUGGUUUUUUCAAAAAAUGUUGAUGUUGAAGAAGAGAAGAAGAAAAGGAAGAGACACAGAAAGAACUGGAUAGAGAAGAUGACUCACUGUAGGUUCUUCAAUGGAAGGUGGGUGGAGGAUCAUACACUCCCUUUAUACAAACCCGGAUCUUGUCCAUUCAUUGGUGAAUCUUUUGAUUGUUUUACGAAUGGAAAACCCGAGAUUGCAUACCAGAAGUAUCGAUGGCAGCCUUAUGAGUGUAACCUACCAAGGUGGAACGGCAAGAAAAUGCUGCGAUUGUUGAAAGGAAAACGGUUAGUAUUCGUGGGAGAUUCUUUGAACAGGAAUAUGUGGGAAUCAAUGGUUUGUAUGCUGAGAAGUGUAGUUCAUAACAGUAGCAACGUUUAUGAAGCUGCUGAUUGGAAAGAUUAUCGUUUAGCGAAGUCCUACUCGAUGAUAUUUAGAGAUUACAACUUUACAGUGGAGUAUUAUUCAUCUCCAUUCUUGGUUCGAGAAUGGAAGAUGCAAAAUGCAAAUGGAUCAACAAAGGAAACACUUAGACUAGAUCUUGUUCAUAGAUCAUCAGAUCUGUAUAGAAAUGCAGAUAUUCUUGUUUUUAACACAGGGCACUGGUGGACUCAUGAGAAAACAUCUGCAGGGAAAGGUUACUACCAAGAAGGUGACCAUGUCUACAAGCAAUUGCACGUAAUGGAGGCGUUUAGAAAAGCCAUGACGACAUGGGGACGAUGGAUAGAGGCCAAGGUCUCAAGGAAGACCUUAGUGUUCUUUAGAGGCUAUUCGUCUUCUCAUUUCAGCGAUGGGCAAUGGAACUCUGGAGGCCAAUGCGACAAAGAUAACGAACCCAUUGUACUAGAAAAAGAUCUACCUCAUGAAAACAAUCGGGUUAUGAUGGAAGCAGCAGAAGCUAUUUUGACGAAAAUGAAAAUUCCAAUAUUGUACCUCAACAUUACAAGAAUGUCGGAGUAUCGUAGGGAUGCACACCCAUCGAUCUACAUGAAGCCAAACAUGACGAAUGAGGAGAGGAUGACUGUGUUCAAGUUUCAGGAUUGCAGCCAUUGGUGUCUUCCUGGAGUUCCUGAUACGUGGAACGAGAUGUUGUACGGGCAACUGUUGUUGAAAUAUCGACAACAGUUGUUAAAAUAUAAACAAUAAUUAGUAGACGGAGAAAUCAAACAUAGGAAGUUAAAAUAGGUUGUCUAACAAAACAUAUUUGUACACUAGACUUGUAGGUUCUUAGAUAACAAAGAAGGUUCUUUUUUGGCUGUUA
Messenger RNA from Cynara cardunculus var. scolymus (artichoke), 1931 nucleotides. Its product is annotated as protein trichome birefringence-like 1. The coding region runs from base 134 to 1816 and encodes 560 amino acids. Gene Ontology annotation, molecular function: O-acetyltransferase activity. NCBI's taxonomy places the organism in Eukaryota, Viridiplantae, Streptophyta, Magnoliopsida, Asterales, Asteraceae. Gene Ontology annotation, cellular component: Golgi apparatus. The transcript is spliced from 5 exons. The record is from RefSeq and is a predicted model, not a curated record.